Messenger RNA from Poecilia latipinna (sailfin molly), 1347 nucleotides. It is a transcript of the gene rtbdn, whose product is annotated as retbindin. NCBI's taxonomy places the organism in Eukaryota, Metazoa, Chordata, Actinopteri, Cyprinodontiformes, Poeciliidae. Gene Ontology annotation, molecular function: signaling receptor activity; riboflavin transmembrane transporter activity; riboflavin binding. The transcript has 6 exons. Bases 379 to 1206 code for a protein of 275 amino acids. The record is from RefSeq and is a predicted model, not a curated record. Gene Ontology annotation, cellular component: external side of plasma membrane.
AGGACAUCCCAGCGUGUGGCAGAUGGAGGAGGGAGGUGGGGGUGAGGAGCCUGGUAGGAGGCUGGCAUGUUUUCCCAUCUAAACCGGUGACAAAGUGGCGAGCAGCGGCUCCCCAGAGCAGAGGAGAUCACAGCCACCGCACGGAGAGGGACGCGGAGCGGGAGGAGAGCCGAACACCGCACAGCCUGCAGCCGCUGGAGCCACAGCAUCGGGGCGGGGAUCUGAACUGAGCCACAUCGGAGGGAGCGACGUUUUUCUUUUUUCUCCUUUUUAAACCCGGAGAGCAGGCAGCUAUUUUGACGUUGUGCCUGCUGUGUUUUGACGGUAGGGCGCGUUGUCUGCCGAACUCCUUUCCAUUCCUCCUCCAGAUCGGCAGAGAUGGGCAUGACUUCUCCACUGCUGCUGUUGAUAUGCAUAUACCUGUCGGCAGUUGGCCGGGCGCGCUUGGAGGGCGUCUGCCUCCAGGACGGCAAGCACAAGGCCACGCCCGGCGCGGAGCCACACCUGUCCGAGUGCGGGCUUUACGCCGACAACAGCUGCUGCACUGAGGAAGACAUCCAGGAUAUUGCCUAUGUUCCUUCUGACCGCAAUAAGAACGAACCCUGGGACAAGUGUGGCCCUCUGAGCUCAGAGUGCGAGGGCUAUCUGAAGCGCGUGUCGUGUUUUUACCGCUGCUCCCCUGACGCCUCCCGCUGGCCUCAUCCUCACCGCCGCUCGUACAUCCAGGCGGUGCCGCUCUGCCACAGCUUCUGCCGUGACUGGUUCGAUGCCUGUAGGUUGGACAUGACGUGUGCUCGCAACUGGGCCAGGGACCCUCGGGGCCAGAACUGCACUGGGACCUGUGUUCAGUAUCAGCAGAUGUAUCAGCACGGCAGGGAUCUCUGCGAGAGCCUGUGGGGCGACGCCUUCAUGACGGUGGAGGACGACCAGCAGGAGGCGGGCGAGGCGGGAGAAAACGGGGCGGAGGGCCGGCCCUGCGGCUGUCUCACCCUCAGUCCCUCAGACAAGGACGUGAUUGCGGCGCUGCGGGCCCAGCAGGACGACCCGGAGGAGCUGGACACCACCAAGGCCGGCCUGCCGCAGUACCGGGCUCCCUGCCAGACCAAGCUGCCGCCGCCGGCCAAGAGCGGCCGGAGGGCGAACUCCGUCCUACGGAAACGCUCGGUGGAGAUCGACGACGUGGAGGGGAGCGGGAGCGGUUUGUAGAUCCUGUUCGGUAAACAUGUCACUAGUUUUCAAUGCGUAAUGCUAAACUGUGAAAAUAAAGGCGUAACUUUGUCCCUCUAAAAAAAAAAUUACGUACAUGGCGUUACAUAUUUACAGCAGAGGGUUAGGGCCACUGUAGAU